CGCCUGGGCAGAAACGAUUUUAAAAUCGAUAAAUCUAUCAAAAAAAUCGCCUAUCACUAAUUAUCACAUUCAAUUUUUUUUUUUCGAAUUAAUUCGUUGCCUAUACAAUAAUAUGUGGUUCAUACCACACAUGUGUAUUUGCUCAUUUAUCCACUCUCCAAGAAUCACAAAAUCAUAUGAACACUUCCACCUACAAUUCAUGGGUGACAAGUUGUUUGAGAGUUUCACUGGACAGUGCAACUUGUUACCAGCAAGCGCUUUUUGUAAUUGUCAUAGUUUAAAAAGUUGAUCGUUUUUCUAAUUUGAUAUUAAGUUUAAAUUGUUCUAAUAACGAUAUUUAUAUUUGAACUGUUCAAACGAAUUGACUGAUUGUAAUGAUGGACGAAACUAAAUUUCCAGGUCUGUCAGAAAUUCAGCUUGGUAAUGAAGAAAUUUUUAAUUUUGAUCCCAAUAAUGAAAAUUUAGAAAUAUUAAAUCCACCAUUACAUAACUUUGAUGGAGUCUUUGAAGAUCAAAAUGAAUACUUUUUUACAAUGCCUAUGGAAAAUGGAAAAAUUGUUGAUUUGAACCUUCCUCAAUCACCUGAAAAAGAUCAAGAAAAUCUUGAAACAUGUACAACUGGUUCUGUUAAAUCAUCACCAACUGGUAUUAUGCCAUGCCAAGAUGAAUUUGGUGGUGAUAUUAAUUUUGAAGUAAUGCUUGAUUCUAAUUUUGAAGCUUACCGCCAGAAAUGGAAAUAUUCAGUUACACUGCAAAAACUUUUUAUUGAUAUUGAUAAAGUGCUUCUUUUAAAUUUUAAAUGUGAUCAUGAAAAAAUCCCAAAUAAUCAACCAGUAUAUGUACGUGCUAUGCCUAUGUACAGUGCAGCAGAUUGGUUGAAAGAACCUGUUAAUCGCUGUUUACAACAUUUAUCACCAAUAGACAAGUUUAACAAAGGUUUUACACACUUAGAACACGUUAUACGAUGUGAAAACGAUGGUACAACUUAUCAUAUUGAUGAAGUUAGCAAACGUAAAAGUGUAGUCACACUUUUAUGUAAACCUGAGCAUGGAUCAGAUAGUACCAGAUUGUCUUAUAGAUUUGUAUGCAAAACUUCUUGUCUAAGUGGAAUGCAACGACGUCCCAUAGUGGUUAUAUUCACAUUAGAAGAUAACACCGGCCAAGUACUUGGUCGUCGUGUACUGCCAGUGAAAAUUUGUUCAUGUCCUAAAAGAGACUUAGAACGCGAAGAAAAAGAUACUAAGUUGCAAAAGAACUCAGUGUUCCGUCGUACUAAGAAAUGUUUUUCACAAGAUAAUCAUCAUAGUAAUCAUCGUCGUCAUCAUCAUCAUCAUAAUAAUAAUAAUUGCGCUCCACCAAAUAAAAUUAUCAAAAUAGAAUCAACAGAAUCUGAAUCAGAAAAUGUAAACAAUAAUGCUAUUACAUAUACAUUGCCAAUAAAUUAUACAACCCAUAAGAAGGAGAACUAUAAAAAAAUAAUGGAAAGCAUAUACUCUGUUAUAGUUGGAGUUUCAUCUCUUCAUAAUAUUAAAGACACUCAACCUCUACUUCAAGACUUGAAAUCUAGGUUAAAUAAUCUAACAUAAUUUUUCAUUCAGAAAUAUUGCUGGAAUUACAAUUCCUGAUCUUGUACUGUUGUUGAUUUAUUAUGUUAUUGUAAUGAGUUUUUAAAUUUUUGUAAUUCAAUUUCAUACAAUUGAGCCUUUAAUUUUUGUU
Messenger RNA from Sipha flava (yellow sugarcane aphid), 1716 nucleotides. RefSeq names its product cellular tumor antigen p53-like. Gene Ontology annotation, biological process: regulation of transcription by RNA polymerase II; apoptotic process. Bases 375 to 1586 code for a protein of 403 amino acids. Lineage: Eukaryota; Metazoa; Arthropoda; Insecta; Hemiptera; Aphididae. The transcript has 8 exons. Gene Ontology annotation, molecular function: RNA polymerase II cis-regulatory region sequence-specific DNA binding; DNA-binding transcription factor activity, RNA polymerase II-specific. The record is from RefSeq and is a predicted model, not a curated record. Gene Ontology annotation, cellular component: nucleus.